This is a messenger RNA of Aspergillus sclerotioniger CBS 115572, 1056 nucleotides long. Its product is annotated as zinc-binding alcohol dehydrogenase family protein. The transcript is spliced from 2 exons. Gene Ontology annotation, molecular function: oxidoreductase activity, acting on NAD(P)H. Lineage: Eukaryota; Fungi; Ascomycota; Eurotiomycetes; Eurotiales; Aspergillaceae. The record is from RefSeq and is a predicted model, not a curated record. Bases 1 to 1056 code for a protein of 351 amino acids.
AUGGACAACAAGAAACAAGAAGCCCUAGUUGCCUCAGGAAUGGGCCGAUACCUGCUGUCGCAGGAUGUCCCCGUUCCUACCGUGAAGCCAGACACCAUCCUCUGCCGUGUGGUUGCGGUUGCUUUGAACCCCGCCGACUGGAAGAUGGUGGACUUCUCCGCCACCCCUGGUGCUGUCGGAGGGAAUGACUUUGCCGGCGAGGUCAUUGAGGUUGGGGAGGAAGUGACUCGAUUUCACAAAGGGGACCGCGUGUUUGCCAUGACUUUCGGCUUGAAUCCCAAUGGUAAGCACACGGGGGCUUUUGGACGUUAUGCUCUGGCCACUGCGGAUCUUGCGUGCAAAGUCCCCAUGGGAAUUUCAUGGGAAGAAGCAGCCAGUCUGGGACUCGCCAUUGGCACAGCGGGCACCGCUCUCUAUCACGCGUUGAGACUUCCAAUGCCCGACUCUCCUGCAAAGCAGCCACACUACGUGUUGAUUUCCGGGGGUGCCACGGCUACCGGAACGGUGGCUAUUCAGUUGCUGAAAGCCUCGGGUCUCACACCCAUCGUGACGUGUUCCCCUAACCACCGAGAGUUGGUCCUGUCCCUCGGGGCAGAAGAAGCCUUUGACUACCAGUCCGCGACGUGUGCCACGGAGAUCCGAAACUACACCAACAAUACGCUCGAGCAUGUCUUGGACUGCGUUACCGAGGCGGCCUCUAUGACGCUGUGCUACGAGGCCAUCGGGUCGGCUGGCGGCCACUAUAUUGCUCUGGACCCAUUCCCUACGCAUAUCCAAUACACCCGCCGGGAUAUCAAGGCCGAGUGGCUGAUGAUUUACUCGCUGUUUGGGGAACCCGUCAAACUUGACGGGGUUUAUGGUCGACCUGCCCGCCCCCAGGACCGAGAUUUCGCAGCCAAGCUGUUUCCCCUCGUGGAGGGCCUUUUGCAUGAGGGCCGGUUGCAACCGCAUCCGAUAGAGAUCCGCCACGGCGGACUGGGGGCCAUCGAGAGAGGGAUCGAGGAGUUGCGGAAGGGUCAAGUGCGAGGAAAGAAGCUGGCUUAUCCGCUUGCGUGA